Hippocampus zosterae (dwarf seahorse) is the source of this 2153-nucleotide messenger RNA. RefSeq names its product cholesterol 25-hydroxylase-like protein. Gene Ontology annotation, biological process: sterol biosynthetic process; cholesterol metabolic process. Lineage: Eukaryota; Metazoa; Chordata; Actinopteri; Syngnathiformes; Syngnathidae. Bases 211 to 1005 code for a protein of 264 amino acids. The record is from RefSeq and is a predicted model, not a curated record. The transcript is spliced from 2 exons. Gene Ontology annotation, molecular function: steroid hydroxylase activity; iron ion binding; C-4 methylsterol oxidase activity.
CCCUCCUUUCGUUGGAAAUUGAUGUUGGGAAACCGAAACGGGAAACUCAAUGUACUACCGAAAGGGAUACGCAUCCUGGAUCUUGAUUGAAGGCGUGGCAUGGGCUGACGACUGUGACGAAGCAUUUGCGUUCACCUCGAAGCGAAAGUCACUCGGAGUACUUAUUCGGAGAUCACGGGCAAGGAUGUAGAUACACAACGCUAGCCCGUGAUGAGCGCACCUUUCACGCAACGUGGAAAGUCAUGUGGGCCGAUGCUCCAAAGCCUGUGGGACCACGUGAGGAGUGAAUACGACUGUGUUCUACUCUCCCCUUACCUGCCCGUCUUGUGCGCUUUCCUGACCCACGUCACCUUUUGCGCACCUUUCCUUCUGCUGGACCUCCUGGCCCCAGUCAGUCAGCGGGUCCGCGCGUGGAAGAUCUCCGCGAAGCAGCCGCCGCCGCCUCUGCGCGCUUGGUUGAAGUGUCUGGGGAAAAUCGCGGUCCAAUACCUGACCGUCUUGCUGCCCGCCAGCGCACUCCUGCAGAUAUCGAGGAGACCCUCUCAACUCCCCGAAUGGUCUCCAAGCAGCUGGCAGCUUUUUACCGACGUUUUUGUCUGCUUUCUGCUUUUCGACGCGCUCUUUUUCUCUUGGCACCUCUGCCUGCACAGGAUCCCAUGGCUCUAUCGCAACGUCCACCAAGAGCACCACCAGCACCAUGCACCCUUCGCCCUGCAGGCCCAGGACGCCAGCACCUCCGAGUUGCUCUCCCUGCUGCUGCUAGCACAGAUCAGUGCCUGCUUGGUGAACUGUCACCCCCUCAGUCAGGUCGUCUUCCACAUUUUCAACACCUGGCUGGCGGUGGAGGACCACUGUGGCUACAACCUGCCCUGGGCUCUGCACAGACUGCUGCCUUUUUACGGCGGAGCCCCUCACCACCACAUUCAUCAUCAGCGGCACAAUGUUAACUUUGCGCCCUAUUUCACCCAUUGGGACCACCUCUUUGGCACAUACAGGAGGGACUGAGGGUGUGUUCAAGUUUCAUCAUUCUUUUUUAGGGCGUGAGAUUUCCAAAUGUCCAUCUGCGCAUCCACCAGUUGCAAUGAAUUACACAUUGGGGAAUCUGUCAUUUGACCGAUCAGUCCUGACAACGCGCCCAAUCUUCCCUGGCAGCUUCGAUCAUGGUUCAAAAUCAAAUGCAGAAAUGUGAUUGUAAUAUAAAGUAUCCACACGUUCAUGUAAGAGCAGGAGUGCUGUUCAAUCUCGUCUAUCUGCUACAUCUUUUCUGUUGAGUUCACAAAUAGAAAUGUCAACUCUUUCAUGCCAGUGUACCAUCCAAAUGCUUUGUGAGAGCUGUUGUAUAUAUUUUGCAUUUAUGUAUUGCUCUUGUAUCGUCCAAAAUGUAAAAUGUUGAUUUUGAGUGUUUAUUGUGCAAUGUAAAUAUCCAAAUUCUGUGAACAUUUUAUGAUAUAAACUAAUUAUUUCCACUAAGCCUUCCUUUAUUUUAUUUUUUUCACACACCCCCGCCACAGCUGUUUCCACUUUCUGAUGCACCUGAUAAGCCCUUAAAGUCAUCAGAGCAGAACAUAGACUGCAGCUCACAUUUCCAGUUUUCUGCCACAGUUUGAGUCAUCUGUGCCCCGACGGUCUUAAGUUCGCUUUGAGAUGGACCCGCAGGGAUCAGAUUAAGAAACCAAAAGCAUAUGUGCAAGAGAUGAGAAAUCAUCUGACAUGUCACCGUUUUUUUUCUCUUUUUCUUAUUUUGUUCAUUUUAUUAUUCUUCUAUUUUCUUUCCAACACAAACUCCGUCCCCCACAUACUUUCUGUCAUGAUUCGGUUUAGGGACCAACAGGUGGCACUGUAGGGCUCCCCCGGCAGCUGCACACCUGUUGGUCAUUUGGUAAUUAGUUGUAUAAAAGGACUCCUGCCCGAACACUCGGUGUCGGGUCAUUGUUGCUUCUCGCUACUGUCGUGUGUGUAGCUGUUUGCGCUUGUUUUCUGUCAUGUUUAGUUCAUUGUUACGUUUUAGAUUUAGUCAUGGUUUUUGUUUGAUACUUUGGUGUGUGUUUUGGAUUUAGUUUUCUUUGUUUUAAAUACAAUUCUUCAAAUACACCCUGCUCCUCUCUCCUGCCUGGUUUUUGGUGUCUACCACCACCUUGCUACGUGACACUUUC